AAUUUACCAAUUUAAUAUCAUUUCAUUUUUAAUUCAUAUAUUAUGUAUAUUUUAAUAUAAAUAGACAAUAAUUAUAAAAUUUAUAAAAAUUUAGCAUAUAAUUUUAUUUUAUUUUGUUUUAUGAUAAAUUUUUAUUUAAAAGUAAUUAUAAUAAUAUUUUAUUACUAAUUACGAAAUUAUUCAAUUUAUUAAUUUAAAAAAUAUUCCCUAAAAUUAAUCCAUAUUGCUUACUCAAAGCGAAAUCUACAAAUGUUCGUAUUGAAGAAAUGUGCAGCUCACUUUUAGAUUCCUUACCUUAAAGACCAUUUUGUACUUUAGAAACAAAAUAUUGAACAACGACCAGCUACGUGGCAACAAGCCAUCCAAAGGCCAAAUAAUGGGCAGUUUCGUAGUUAUCAUUUAUCACUUUGCCGUUAGGCACCGUUGCUGGGAAUGAAACACAUUCAAGACACUUGUCUGAAUAUGAACAUCAUUAUUUGCUUACCAAAACAAAAGGAGACUAGGAAAAAAAAAAUUGUGCUAUAAAAUGGAGAUGAACCCGAUAGGAUUUCGCCACCAUCUUUUGCAGCCGCAUAAUUUAUAUCUCCCAAUCUGUAACUCAACAUUGUUCUCAUGGCUGAUUUAAACUUACGGCAGUUUCCCCCUCCUCCUUACGCAACGAGUACGACGCAGACCUUGUUCAACCCCCAAGAGGACUUACCGGGACCGAGAUGUGGUCAUACACUCACGGCAGUUUAUCACCGCCUAAUCCUCUUCGGCGGGGUUACUUUAGUCCCGAGCGGUGGAUCCGAUAACAGUUUACAAUGUUUAACCAAUUCAGUAUACUGUCUCAAUUCCUUAACCAAGAAGUGGACAAGGGUUUAUCCAGAAGGUGAGCCUCCAUCUCCUAGGACUAAUCAUGCAGCCGUCUCAUGUGGCGAUGGGGUCAUUAUUCAGGGUGGAAUUGGUCCAUCAGGCAUUUGUAACGGAGAUCUCCACGUCCUUGACAUGAGUAGUGAUACGUUCAAAUGGAAAAAAGUGGUGGUUCAAGAGGGUAUGGCUCCAUGUCCUCGCUAUGGCCAUGUAAUGGGUUUAGCUGGGGAAAAGCUUGUUAUAUUCGGUGGAAUCAACGAAGGAAAUUUGGUUCUCGCCGAUACAUGGGCAUUGAAUACGACUAGGCACCCAAAUGUGUGGGAAAUAUUGUACCCAUAUGGGGACCUGCCUUGUGGAAGAGUGUAUGCUUCUGCUAGUAGUACUCGAGAUCAUCGUUAUUUUAUGCUCAACGGGGGAAGGGACCAACAUGGGAUGCCACUGGGAGAUACUUACAAGCUGGAACCAUUUAGCAGUAGUGGUUUUUGGGUGUGGACUCGUAGUCCACACUUAGAUCUUUCCAAGAGAUACCAACAUGCAGCGGUUUUUGUAAAUCUGCGAUUGCAUGUCUUUGGGGGUGCGCUGAGUAAUACUCACCUAGUCGAUGCUGAAGAAGCUGUUUCAGUGCUUGAUACUUCUACUGGUGUAUGGGUUGAUACUUCUAAUGAAGUUAUGCGACGUAGUCUCCAUGCUGCUGCAUCGAUUGGCAGCCGCAUAUAUGUGUAUGGUGGGAUUAGAGAAGGUGUAUUACUCGACGAUUUACUAAUCUCUGGAGAACUUUUAAGUUCUGGACCAACAGUCCCAUCCUUUUUGUGGAGAUCUCAAAACACUCCAAGGCCGCCUGCGAGUGACAUGAACGAUGGUUAUAAGCCAAAUUUCUCCAGAGAGAAGUUACAUGACUUGGUUAACAAGGUCAUCUCAACCUUGUUAAGACCUCAAACUUGGGAACCUCCUGUCGAUAGAAAGUUCUUUUUGAGCUUCCCUGAAUUGGCUGAACUGUGCUUCGCUGCGAAGCAAAUCAUCGAGCAAGAGCCAACAGUGUUGCAACUAUAUGCUCCAAUAAAAGUCUUUGGAGAUCUCCAUGGUCAAUUCGGUGAUCUGAUGCGGCUAUUUUACGAGUAUGGAUAUCCUUCAAGGCAAGGAGAUAUCGCGUAUAUUGAUUAUUUAUUUUUGGGAGAUUAUGUUGACCGAGGAAAACACAGCUUAGAGACCAUAAUAUUGCUGCUUGCUUUGAAGGUUGAAUAUCCGAAGAACAUCCAUUUGAUCCGUGGAAAUCAUGAGGCUGAAGCGACGAAUACAGUGUAUGGCUUCCUAGAUGAAUGCAUAGAAAGAAUAGUACGUGUCUGUCAAUCUGUUCACAGAAUAUAUAUUUUCUACUUGUUCUUGGCUAAUGAAGUAAUGAUAAUCUUUUUCUCUGUAAACCACCAGGAGUGUAACGAUGGGAAUCGUGCAUUUAAAUUGAUUAAUGAUUUUUUCAGUCAUCUUCCCCUUGCUGCCCUAAUCGAGAAGAAAAUUUUCUGUGUACACGGUGGGAUUGGUUCCUCAGUAUUCACAAUGGAACAGAUUACAAAUAUCAAGAGGCCCGUUGAUAUGGAUUGCGAAUAUAAUUACAAAGUUGUCAAAGACUUAUUAUGGUCUGAUCCUACAGCGCAUGAUAGCAUUUUGGGCAUAGGAGUAAAUGAAAGAGGGUCCCAUAUUGUCUCUUUUGGGCCUGAUAGGGUCAAUGCAUUUUGUGAGAGGAAUGAUAUAGAUAUGAUUAUAAGAGGGCACGAGUGUGUACUUGAUGGUUUCGAAAGAUUUGCACAAGGAAAACUCAUUACUGUUUUUUCUGCUACAAACUACUGCGGAAAGUUCAAAAAUGCUGGAGCAAUAUUAGUUAUCGGUAGAAAUCUAGACGUUGUUCCUAAGUUGAUUCAUCCUCUUCCACCUCCCAUCUCACCUUCAGAAAACGUUCCGGACAAAGCAUGGAUUGAGGUAAGACCUUCUGGACCAGUAUUAUAUAGAUCAUAUGAUCAAACAUGUUUCGGUUGUUGUUUAGAUUUAUUUUUCUUUCUGCUCCCAGUUAUCUCUGUAUAUCUUCACAAAUUUAAAAGUUUGGUAUAAAAUUUAACAUUUUUACCAAAAAAAAACAUGUUUCUGUUGCUGAGUUUAAAUAUUGUUUUAUAGGUGGACAGAGAGAGGCCGCCUACUCCAAUUCGCGGGCAACGAAAGCCUGACUUUGAGCAAGGCUCAACUUCAUAAAGAAGAGAUUUUUUAUUGGGAAGUUGCGGUUGAAGAGGUGAAAGCGUUCGUCUGCAUGUCACAAUAGUGUGGAAGAAACUUAUGAUUAUCAUUUAUCUAGUCCCUAGCUUUUGUUUUCUUAUAACUUUUAAAGAACUUGUUUUACAACUUUAUUUGGUAUUUGAUGGGAGACUCAAGUUUCAAAGUGGAUAAUUUCUUGACCAUUUUAAGAAUAAUUUUCAUAAUAUGCAAAUCUCCUAAAUAGAUUCCCUAGCUUUUGUUUUCUUAUAACUUUUAAAGAACUUGUUUUACAACUUUAUUUGGUAUUUGAUGGGAGACUCAAGUUUCAAAGUGGAUAUUUUCUUGACCAUUUUAAGAAUAAUUUUCAUAAUAUGCAAAUCUCCUAAAUAGAUUUUUAUUUUUUUUUAUUUAAAAAUAGCACACAUAUGGCAAAGUGAGCAAAAUAGGUUUUACUAAAAGGUUAAGCGACAAUUAUAUCUUCAUUCAUAAAUAUAUACUGAGUGUUCUACCCGCAUAUGCGGGCAUAGUGUUCUUAUAAAUAUUUAUAUAUUUAUAACUAUUAAAUCAAAACUAACAUAAUAAAUUAUUAAUUAUGUUUUUAAAAAAGAUAAAUCAAACACUAAAAUUUAUAUUUUAUAAUAGAAAUAAAUAUUUUCAGAUAAAAACACAACAUAUUUAGGAAUUAUCUUAUGUUUUAAAAAUAUAUUUUAUUUUUGAAAAUUUUAUUAUAUUUACUUAUAGUCAAUUAUCUAAUAUAACAUAUAAAUAAAAUAUUAUUAAUAUAUAUUCAUUAGUUUUUAUCAAAAUAUAUAAAUGGUUAUUGGUGUGUUAAAUUUUAAGAACAUUCGCAUAUUAGAAUUAUUUUAGAAAAUCAUUAGCAUUUAAUUAUAAUUUUUUUUAUAUCUAACUAUAAAUUUUAUAAUAAAAUAUUAUUUUCAGAUAACAACAUAAUAUAUCUAAGAAUUAUCUUAUGUUUUAAAACAUGUUUUUACUUUUUAAUCAGAUAGAUUUGAAAUUCUUUUUUAUUUUUUGAUUAAUUUAGAUAAUUUAUUCAUUAAGGGUAUAAAUGAUAUUAACCGCUCUAACUUUUAACGUGAGACUAGGUGUUCUACCCGCAUAUACGGGCAUAGUAUUCUUAUAAAUAUUUAUAUAUUUAUAACUAUUAAAUCAAAACUAACAUAAUAAAUUAUUAAUUAUGUUUUUAAAAAGAUAAAUCAAACACUAAAAUAUAUAUUUUAUAAUAGAAAUAAAUAUUUUCAGAUAAAAACACAACAUAUUUAGGAAUUAUCUUAUGUUUUAAAAAUAUAUUUUAUUUUUGAGAAUUUUAUUAUAUUUACUUAUAGUCAAUUAUCUAAUAUAACAUAUAAAUAAAAUAUUAUUAAUAUAUAUUCAUUAGUUUUUAUCAAAAUAUAUAAAUGGUUAUUGGUGUGUUAAAUUUUAAGAACAUUCGCAUAUUAGAAUUAUUUUAGAAAAUCAUUAGUAUUUAAUUAUAAUUUUUUUUAAAUCUAACUAUAAAUUUUAUAAUAAAAUAUUAUUUUCAGAUAACAACAUAAUAUAUCUAAG
This is a messenger RNA of Brassica rapa (field mustard), 4653 nucleotides long. RefSeq names its product serine/threonine-protein phosphatase BSL1 homolog. Lineage: Eukaryota; Viridiplantae; Streptophyta; Magnoliopsida; Brassicales; Brassicaceae. Gene Ontology annotation, molecular function: phosphoprotein phosphatase activity; protein binding. Gene Ontology annotation, biological process: brassinosteroid mediated signaling pathway. The record is from RefSeq and is a predicted model, not a curated record.